GUCUGACUCGCCACAUAUUGUUGCUAUUAGGGGGGUUGGAAUUUAUCUCGUUACUCAUUUUGGGUUAGAGUCAUUAUUUUAGAAAAAGUCAAUUAUGUCGUUGUAACUGAUAAUCCAAAAAUAUGACGAUGUACAGUUGUUUUAUUGUUUUUACCAUUGCGAUUCUCUCAGUAAUACAGGGAUUACUGGGGGAGGAAAUUUUGGGAUGUGGGGGAUUCAUCAAGAGUCACGCGAGCAUCGAUUACUCUAAAGUUCACAUAAAACUUUACACGAAAUCCGGAAGCUUGAAAGACCAGACAGAAUGUGCCCCAAACAACGGCUACUACUUCCUCCCCCUCUACGACAAGGGGGAGUACAUCCUCAAGGUCGUGCCACCCCGAGGCUGGAGUUUCGAGCCGACCGAGAUAUCCCUGGACGUGGACGGUACAACGGACAUCUGUAGCCAGGGCAAAGACAUAAACUUCACGUUCAAGGGGUUUGGAAUAGCCGGAAGGGUAACGAGCUCCAAGUCCCCUGAGUCGUCAGGCCCAUCUGGAGUGACAGUGGUUCUCUACAAAGAAAAAAUUCACAAUGACAACUCGAUUGGCACAACGACAACCUCGAAGGGCGGAGUGUUCUCCUUCACGCCGAUUCAGCCAGGGAAAUACAUCCUGGUGGCCUCCCACUCGGUCUGGAGGAUGGAAAAGAACACUGUGGAUGUAACCGUGAGGGAAGGAAACACCGAACUCCCUGAUAACAGUCUGACGGUCUUCGGGUACGACGUCAAGGGUCGCGUAAUCACUGAGGACAAUCACCCAGUGUCAGGGGUCUCCUUUGUACUCUUCGGAACAGGUGGCUUCAAGGAUUGUCCAGCAGUUCCUUCCUCGAUGGAGAUAAAAACGGAUGCCAAAUGGGGAAAGCCCCUUUGCCACGUCACCUCGUCUCCCUCAGGAGUCUUCACAUUCCCAGCCCUGACCAACGGAAAUUAUCGCCUGAUUCCUCACUACUCCACUCCCCAGACAAAAUUCCACGUUCAACCCCCGGAACUCGUCUUCACCGUCGAUCACUCCAGCGUCAAUCUCCCUCGGGACUUCAAAGUCACUGGUUUCACAGUCAGUGGAACAGUCCUGCUGUCCUCAAAGGAUAAAAUUCCCCUCCCGAACGCCAAAGUCUUCAUCUCAGGAAAGCAAGUGGCUACGACUGACAAAUUAGGUCGUUAUUCUGUCGAUAAAAUGAAGACGGGUCAGUAUUCGCUGAAGAUAGAAGCCCCUGACGUCCAGUUCGACGAGGCAACUGUGAAGAUCUCGGCAAAUUCUCCAGAGCUUCCAAUCUCAUCUCCCAGUACCUACAAAGUCUGUGGGACAGUCACUUUAUCAACGAAAGGCACUCUGCACCAUCGUAAGGUAAUUCUCGAAAACCCUGGAGCCACUCUUCGCCGGGAAAUCGAAACUGACCCGAAGACUGGGGAUUAUUGCGUAUUCCUGAUCCCUGGGAAAUACCAGUUCAGUGUUGUGGUUGACACUGAGGAGAAAACUAAAGGAUUACAGUUCUUCCCACUCCAGCAGACGAUCGACGUCUCAGGAAAGCCCAUCAAUAAUGUCAACUUUCUCCAGCUGAAAGCGAUCCUGUCGGGCUCCAUCAAGUGUCUGAGCACAGAAUCCAGUUGCAAUCAGGCCUUCGUCACCCUGAAAAUUCUGGACGGACUGACCGUGAAGACGAUUCAAGCCCAGAAUGGAAAUUACGAGUUUAGUGAAGUCCUCCCAGGUCAUUACGAGGUUCUCAUUGACACCGACGUCUUCUGCUGGGAAAAUCCCAUCCAGCAGAUCUCCGUGACUUCCGAGAAAGCCUCAGUCCCCCCCUUCAAGCAGACGGGCUUCACAGUGACUUUCAUCUCGUCCCACGACUCGGCGGUCGAGUUCUUUGAUCCUGGAAAAUCCAAGAAGAUCGCCCUGACUCUCCCCAUGGGCAGCACGAGACACUGUGUCUCCAGUCCUGGAAUUUACAAAUUCAUUCCAAAGAGCUGUCACAUUUAUUCGAAGGAGUUCUACCCCUGGGACACGACAAAUCAGAAUCCAAUAAUUUUAACAUCGAACGAGCACAGGCACAGGGGAAAAAUCCUCGUUCCCUCGUCGUCCUCAGAGGUGGGGGAGGUCGACAUCAAAGUGAAGAUCGAGACUGGAGAGAAGACUAUUUACUCACCCGUGAAGUUCUCGAGGACGAAGGACACUUACCAAUACAUCUUCGAAUUCAAUGCUAACGUGGACAGCAUCUACGUGAUCACACCUCAAUCUGACAUAAUCCUCUUUUCGCCCCCGUCCUUGAAAAUCACAGGAACAAACGACUGCAAUAAUGACGCAGCAACUUUCACUGGACAGAUUGGAAGAAUCAUUGAGGGGAAGAUAUCGCCUGCCCUCGAGGGCGUCACCAUCAAGAUCUUUGGAAAAGAUAAAGAGGCACCGGUGCACACCCUGGUGACCCAGCAAGAUGGAAACUACAGGAUUGGACCCCUGGAUGGCAGUGUCGAGUACACAGUGACAGCCGAGAAGUCAGGAUUUUCGAUAACUCGCCAUCGAGACUCCGAUGGGAUUUUUUAUGCUGAAAAACUAGCAGAAGUUGUUGUCGAUGUUGUAGACCAGGAUGAGUCUCCCCUCCCAGGGGUUCUGCUGUCCUUGUCCGGGGGGCAGGGAGGUUACAGGAAAAACAGUGUGACUGGGGGUCAGGGACAGCUAGUGUUCAACUCCCUGUCAUCUGGGGAAUAUUAUCUUCGAGCUGUGAUGAAGGAGUACAGAUUCGAUCCACCAUCGAAAAUCAUUAAAGUGUCAGAGGGUGCGACUGUGCAGAUUAAACUUCUGGCAAAGAGAGUUGCCUUCAGUGCUGUGGGGACAGUGACAUCGUUGAAUGGUGAGCCUGAGCCUGGACUGAUUGUCGAGGCUCAGGGUGGCUCUGGUAUUCCCAGAAACUCUCCAUCGAGCUCCUGCGAUUCACUCCUGGAGGAAGCCACCACUGAGGAGAAUGGCAGAUUCAGGAUAAGAGGGCUCGAGCCAGGCUGUGAUUAUGUCGUCAGGUUGAAGGACAAUGAAUUCCAGACCAAUUCCAGAGUGUACAGAGCCUCCCCCGAGGGAAUUGACGUGCAGGUUAUUGAUACAGACGUCGAGGGCCUCAGGUUCAUCGCUUUUCACCCCAUCCCCAGAACCGAUCUGUCUGUCCACGUCAUUGCUGAUCAGGUCGAUCACUACAGGACCCUCAAAGUGAAGCUCUGCAGGGAGGACCAGCCUGAUUCACCUAUUCAUUCAGUCAGGAUCGAUCCUCAACAGGCUAGUAAAUUUAAUUCUCACAGUAAUCCUGGAUUCUUGAUGCAUUUCCCUCCGCUGCAGUCCAAUGGCAAGAAGUACUUUGUUCAGCUCGAGUCUUCUCUGUCGACUGCUCUUUACAAGUACAAGGUCAUUCCUAGUUAUUUCGAGGCCAAUACCUCGUUCAAGGCUUUAACCCUGAGGUUCAAGGCUGAACGCAAGAUCGAUCAUGGCGAAAUGAACCAGAGCUCUGUCAUUGCUCUACCCUUCAUUAUGCUCGUGGCCAUUGCUUUUUUGAAUAGGGAGAAGCUGUGGGUAUGGCUCAAUGUCAGGAUUGAACAGUGGUCCAAGGCUGGACCUGUUCAGAGGAGUCCAGUACCUCAGAGCAUUCCCAUCGAUCCAAGGACUGAUGAUAUUAUCGUCGAGCAGAUUAUGAAUAUCAAUAAAAGAAAGACUAAACCUAGAAAGACGUAAUCGGACGACGAAAUAUUUUGAG
Molecule: messenger RNA, 3765 nt
Organism: Fopius arisanus
Lineage: Eukaryota; Metazoa; Arthropoda; Insecta; Hymenoptera; Braconidae
Product: nodal modulator 1
Exons: 3
Coding region: 123-3743 (1206 amino acids)
Cellular component (GO): endoplasmic reticulum membrane
Molecular function (GO): carbohydrate binding
Source: RefSeq, a predicted model, not a curated record